GAGACAAUAGAAGAAGUCUUCGUCAUGUUUUGUUUUCGCGCGAUUUUGGUACUUUCUGUCUGUGUUGUGUACGGGCAGAAGAAAGAGAAGACAAACGUGUUCACCAUCAAGCCAGUGUCGUCUAUCUAUCUGCCUCAUUAUGUUGCCGGGAAGAAAUCCUGGGGGAUCAAUAAAGAUGCAGCCGUCAAAACAGCUUACGAUAUGGAUACUAAACUGGCAUACAGUGCUGGUAAACAAUGGAUCCACGUUGUCGACUUUGCGGAUAUGUUUUUUCCCAAGAUCCUGGACAAGUUCGAUUCACCACGCCCUGUCACGGAUAUCGCCGAGUGCGGGCGCUAUGUAGCAUGGGCUGUAGAAGGUCAGGAGAUUACAGACAGUGGAUCGGUAGUUCUCUAUGAUAAGUUCUCAAGGGUCGAUCGGAAGUGGAACAGAAAUUGUGAAUUUAUAGUUGGAUCCAGGCCAAAGAGCAUCAGAUUCACGAAGGAUUGUUCCACCAUCGUUGUUGCUAACGAAGGAGUUGCUGAUGUAGCCGGUACAGGAAGUGCUUCACAAUGGGUAAAUCCCGAAGGUACGGUGAGCAUCAUUAGGUUGUAUGGCAGAAUGCAUCAAAGGCAAGGCCAAGGACAAGGAGGAGGAGGAAAUGGCGGAAACAACUGGGGGAACCAAGGAACAAACCAGAAUAAUUGGGGUAACGCAGGCGGGAGAGGACAAUGGGGAAACAAUGGUCAAGGUGGACCACCCAAUGGAGGACCAAACAACGGUCAACCUGAUUGGAAUAACAGAGGAGGCAAUGGAUGGAAUAAUAAUGGACAGAAUCAGGGACCCAAUCAGGGACCCAAUGGGGGUGGCCCGAAUGGGGGAGGAAGAGGCUGGAAUAACCAGGGUCCAAACCAAGGGGGAAAUGGUCCCAAUCAAGGACCAAACACAGGUGGACAGGGAUGGAACAACCAAGGCCCAAACCAGGGCCCAAACCAAGGACCAAACCAAGGACCGAAUAGAGGAGGAACUGGAUGGAACAACCAGGGACCAAAUCAAGGAGGACGGGGUCCCAAUCAAGGACCAAACACAGGUGGACAGGGAUGGAACAAUCAAGGCCCAAACCAAGGCCCAAACCAAGGCCCAAACCAAGGACCGAACCAAGGCCCAAACCAAGGCCCCAACCAAGGCCCUAACCAAGGACCAAAUAGAGGAGGAACUGGAUGGAACAACCAAGGCCCAAACCAAGGAGGUAGGGUACCAAACCAAGGGCCGAACGGAGGUGGAGGUAAUGGCUGGAACAACCAAGGUCCAAAUCAAGGAGGUAGAGUACCCAAUCAGGGUCCAAAUCAAGGAGGUAGAGUACCCACUCAAGGUCCAAAUAGAGGAGGAACUGGGUGGAACAAUCAAGGAAACAACCAGGGACCAAACCAGGGACCAAACCAAGGCCCAAACCAAGGCCCAAACCAAGGCCCGAACCAAGGACCAAAUAGAGGAGGAACUGGAUGGAACAACCAAGGCCCAAACCAAGGAGGUAGAGUACCCAAUCAGGGUCCAAAUCAAGGCGGUAGGGUACCCACUCAAGGUCCAAAUAGAGGAGGAACUGGGUGGAACAACCAAGGAAACAACCAGGGACCAAACCAAGGCCCAAACCAAGGACCAAAUAGAGGAGGAACUGGAUGGAACAACCAAGGCCCAAACCAAGGAGGUAGAGUACCCACUCAAGGUCCAAAUAGAGGAGGAACUGGGUGGAACAACCAAGGAAACAACCAGGGACCAAACCAAGGCCCAAACCAAGGCCCAAAUAGAGGAGGAACUGGAUGGAACAACCAGGGACCUCAAGGAGGAGGUGCCAGAGGAAAUCCACAGAUUCCUAAUCAAGGAGGGCCCAAUCAAGGACCAAACGCAGGGGGAACCGGGUGGAACAGAGGGCAGACCAAUACACCUAAUGCUAGAGGAAGAGCUCCACCAAACAACCCCUCUAAUAAUCCUGGACAGGGCCCGUGGCAGAUCCAACAUGUGCUUGGCCACCUUAUCCGACAGAAACGACAAUAUCCUCCACCACCACAAACACCAAACUGGCAGCCACAAACACCGCAGUGGCAACCACAGACACCGCAGUGGCAACCACAGACACCAAGAUGGCAACCACCUCAAAGACCAACCUUUCCCCAGACCCCAGCCAGGGGUCCAGGCGGCGGAGGUCACGGUAUGAACCCUCCCAACAGAGGACCAGGAUUCAAUCCAGGACAAGGUCAGGGACAGACACAAUGGCAGAGACCAGGACAAAGACCAGGUCAAAGACCUGGACAGAGACCAGGCCAGUUUCCCCAGGUCCCUGGGCGAGGGAAUACACGAGAUCAGAAUCCGCAGGGGCAGAACCCAAAUGGACAGCCCCCUCAAGGAGGAGUGACAACAAGCAGAGGUACCUGUUCUGGUGGUGGAAACUUUAACCCAACCGUUACAACAUUGGAUUUCACCAAAUUUAACGCAAGGGCUGAUUGGUUCAAGUCUCAGCUAGUCCGACAGCCCUACACUGGUCAGAUGGGUGACAAGCAACUUAAUACAUUUUCACAAGGUCUUGAACCUGAGUACGUGACAUUUGACUCCAUGGAAACCACUGCAUAUGUUAGUCUUCAGGAAAAUAACGCCAUUGCGAGUGUUGAUCUGUUUGCCAAUGAAAUCACAGGCAUCCAUCCUCUUGGCGCCAAGCAAUGGAAAAGAUAUGAUCUGGAUCCUAGUCCUGGCAAUGCUCGAGGUUUCCAGAAGUAUGACAUCGAAAGCUUCCGUCAGCCCGAUGCGAUUGAGUCGUACACGGCAGCCAAUGGAGAGACUUAUAUCGUGACAGCCAACGAGGGCAAGCAGCUUGAAUACACAUGUAAUCUUAAUGCCUGUCCACCGGGUGGUGGAGAGUUCGUCGAGUUCGAAAAGGGAGACGAGUUCCCAGAAGAUUACUGGUUAACUGCAAAGCUACUUGAGAGGGUCAGCAAUGCAGAAAUGUUAGACGCGUUUAGAUUAGGCAAUCUUGAGUUCAGUCGUAUCGAUGGACGCAGUACUGAACAACCCCUGAAGCACGAUGACGUGUAUUUCUACGGAGGCCGUGGUAUCUCGGCCUACCGCGUAGACAGACAGACCGGCAACCUGACCCUCGCGUGGGACAGUGGUGACAUCAUCGAGAAGGCUACAGCUAAGUACCUUCCUAAAAUGCACAAUGGUAACAACAGGGUAGGAGAUCCAAGUCUUACCAUGGCCAGCACAUUCGACUCACAGUCAGACAAAAUGGGUCCUGAAUGUGAAUCCAUUGAAAUUGGCGACGUCCAGGGCACAAAACUCAUCUUCGUUGGUAUUGACAGGAUCAGUGCUAUCGCCCUCUUCAGCGUCCCACCAGAUGGAAAUCUACCGAUAUUCGAGUCAAUUCACAGAGAUGGCCAUAUUGAUAAAUCUUUCUCGGAGCUUUACAGGACAAAGGAAUUCGGAGAUUCUGAUCCAGAGUCUAUAACAUUUAUUCCUCCCGAAAAAUCGGCUGACAAGAGGCCCAAACUGAUGGUAACAGGACGGGUCAGCGGAACUAUCACCAUCUAUCAAAUCAGGGAUGAACCUAUCUGGAUGUUACUCAAGGAUGGCCGCAGUAGAGAUGUUCGUCUGUUGGGCUCCUUGCACGUUGUUCUUCUAUCUACCUUCCUAGCGAUCGUAGCUGGUUAUAGAAGACUAAAUUGAGACUAGGUGUGGAAGAGACCAUGUCUCAAAACGAUCAACCUACUAUAUGAUUACUGUAAGGAAAAAAUAUCUAUCGGUUCGGUGCAGAGCAUCAAGAAGGACUGAGCCAUCAAUGUUCAGAAGAUGUUUCUCUUCGUAUCAUCAGACACAAAACAGCGAUGUCAUGGAUAUGGACAAGGGAGUCUACAAGGCGUUAUACUCGCCAAUGAUCGGGCCGCUUGUCUUGUUAGGAUGUCAUAAUGAUAUGAAGAGAAAACAUUUUUAAAAUGGCGCCAUCACCGCUGCAUCAUGGGAUAAACUUUACACCAUCAGACAGUGGACAGUAGACAGUAGUGUGCAGGCACAGACCCAUGACAGUCGCCAUGCAAAACAGGGGCUCCAAACCAAGAGACUAUGCAAGGACCGCAGUCGAUAGGCCCUGUACUGUAACUGCUCAUGACUUGUUUCAGUGACAGGACCAGAGACUUAUUUCAACUCUGUUUGAAUGUCGAAAGAGAGUCUGUGCCUGCACACUAAGUAAAAAGAGGCCUUGGUAGCGUUUCACAAGACCAACUACACCUUCACCGUCGUCCCAUUGAAGCGCGUGUUAAAUUAAAUACACGCGUUCCAAUGGGAUGUCGGUGAGCUUGUACUUACAAUGUAUUACAGUUUUGUGAAACGCUGGUCAACAAUGUAAAUCAUGCUAAAAAAUUGGAGACGUCUCACGAUUGGAAAAAAGAAAGAUAAAAGUUCUUCUUGAUAAAAUAACUACUAGCAGACAACUGUACAUUGCUUGAUAUCACAACUAUUUUUGAAAAUUAUUCUAAACUAUUCUAGACAAGGACCGACGCCAGAUACUGUACAUAUUUUCUGUAAUAUAUAUAUUAGCCCAUUAAGCUUUCAAACUGUUACAGCAAUAGACUCUGAGAAUUAUAAGUCUCCGAGAAAUAGAGCAAUAUAUGGCUAUUUGUAUAUUAGCUUUGAAUGUAUGAAAUCAAUUAGAUCAUCUCGGAGAAUUUCAUCUAUAUCAUUCAUAUUUCUAGUUUUGAGUAUAAUGCCGAUAAUAUUUUGUCCAUGCAUGAAUACAUUUUCAUGAAUUGUGCAAUAUUAUUUAUACAUUUUAGAGCAGAAUUGUAUUCCAUGAGAAUAUUUUAUGAACCUAUUGCGCAUUGCUAUUUUCUUCGAAGAUGAAAUACGCUAUAUAAGUCUAGGUUAUUAUUAUUAUUAUUAACCUAGAUAUUUUCACUGCAGAGACUUUGCUAAAAAAAUACUGUGAAAUUAUAUGCCGAUAUAUUCGGUUAAAAUGCAUUGAUAAGAAGGAAAUAUGUCUACACAAGUAUGUAUGCGUACAUUUUUCUCUUCACCUCUGUCUCUGUACCUCUGUCUCUGUCUCUCUCUUUCUUUCUCUCUCUCUCUCUCUCUCUCUUUGUUCUCUCCAUCUCUCUGUUUCCCACUGUCUCUCCCAUUGUUACCCUCUGUCUCACCCUAUGUCUCUUCCUCUGUCUCUCUGUUUAUUUCUUAUAUAUUACCAAUCGAUAUUAUUAACACGGUCAUCCUUUUCAAUGCAAAGUAUUUAUAUUUUUGUCAUCAGCACAAUACACAAUUGAUGUUGCCAUAAACUUCAUAAUAAAGACAAUUAUGAAAACACGUA
Strongylocentrotus purpuratus (purple sea urchin) is the source of this 5323-nucleotide messenger RNA. Its product is annotated as mesenchyme-specific cell surface glycoprotein. The transcript has 12 exons. The record is from RefSeq and is a predicted model, not a curated record. The coding region runs from base 25 to 3693 and encodes 1222 amino acids. Lineage: Eukaryota; Metazoa; Echinodermata; Echinoidea; Camarodonta; Strongylocentrotidae.